CAAGAACACCAGUAACACCAGCUUGACGUUCAAAGCCCCCAUCACUGCGCCACCUGUGAAACAGGAAAGCGUCGACGAUGCGGACGAGGCACUUCUCCACCGGCCUCACCUACCUCAGUCUGCGCAGGCAGGAUCUGAGGCAGGCAACACCACACUGAGCUAUAUCUCCGCCUCUGCAAUUGCUGCUGAGCUAGAGCUUACGUCCACGAAGCGGGGCAGAAAGCCGAAGCAUGGAGAGCCAGUGCAGGGCAUACCACAAGGAACACGCCAGCCAGUGCCGGGUGAGGGUAUGCUGUGCUUUGAGCAGGCGCGCCUGCGGUGGCGCCGGCACCUGAACUCAACCCAUACCCAAACCAAAGGAAGAGAAGACGCAGAAGACACAGAGCAAGGCAACCCGUUCUUCAGAAGCCCACCAUCGGAUCGUCAGUCCAAACCCGCCGCCGCACCAGCACGGCGCAAGUCGCGACACACCGGUGAUCCCGUCGUCGUCCAGAACACGCGCCACAGUCGCCCGAGAGUCUUCGUGCCUUUGAGGGUCGGUCUGUCACAGUAUUCAACCUCUAUGCGGCUUCCUCCAAUCAGUGCGCCGCAACGAGGGCCGCUCCCGCCAAUCAGCUUCCUGACCGGGGCAUUUAGGUAUUCUCCUCGGCGAAACCCUAUGCUAACCCGUUCGCCUCCCCUGCCACCAGCACUUCAUGUCUCCGCCUUAAUCGACGCCGCAGACACUUGUCCCAAGCCAAGCCCUGGCCCAUCAACUUCCACAGUUAACGAUAUGAGGGCAGAUGCGAAGCCGAUCUCUGCCUCUCUGUGUCCCCAGACGACUCCUCCCGCUGACCGAACUCCAUCAACGACCUCGCGCCCGACUGGUCAUGUCGACGGUCACGUCAACUCCGGGUCAUCUGCAGUUCAAACCAAUCUGCCGGUCUUCAACGCGGCCCACUAUUCUCGGAACAUUGCAGCCCUUUCGCUGGCAACCCCCACAGAGUACUCGGAGCUCCGAUGGCACGCGCAUAGGGCUCAUGGCAAGUCUCGUACGAACGUUCGAUGGCAUCCGUACUACACACCGAGGCUCGGAUGCUAUCCUGGCAAAGUGGAUCUAUGAUCAUCGGUGCAGCCUUGCGACAGGCAGCUCAAGGGUAGAUUCUGCGGCUUUCGACUUCGGACGUUCUCAGUAAAUUAUCUCCAUGCCAUACCUCGCACUAUGCCCUAUGCGUGCUGUACAUCUGUCAAAAUAUGCAUUACUUCCCUU
Fomitopsis serialis is the source of this 1249-nucleotide messenger RNA. RefSeq lists its product as uncharacterized. The transcript is spliced from 2 exons. Lineage: Eukaryota; Fungi; Basidiomycota; Agaricomycetes; Polyporales; Fomitopsidaceae. Bases 290 to 1102 code for a protein of 270 amino acids. The record is from RefSeq and is a predicted model, not a curated record.